This is a messenger RNA of Jatropha curcas, 1642 nucleotides long. RefSeq lists its product as uncharacterized. NCBI's taxonomy places the organism in Eukaryota, Viridiplantae, Streptophyta, Magnoliopsida, Malpighiales, Euphorbiaceae. The record is from RefSeq and is a predicted model, not a curated record.
UCAGACGUAAACAUCUCCUUCUCUCCUUAAUAAAUGACAGUCAAACCUCUCUCUCUCUCUCUCUCUCUCUCUCUCUAACCCAUACGUAUCUUUAAUCUCCAUUCCUUUGGUUCUAACGGACCGCUACACUUUCUCUCCUCCUCCAAAUCCGUUCUAUUCUACGCAACCUCAUUUCAGUACUUACACUUCUCUUCUGUCUUUAUUUAUACAUAUACUUUUUUUAAUUUUUAACCUCUUUCUGCAUAAAAUAUCUCUCUUUUUUCAUUUCUCUGACCUCUAUUCAAGAAAACCAACAAUGGCGACUAAGCUUGUUUGCUUUUCCUUUGCAGCUUAUGCCAAAACCCUUAUUGACCAUUUAAAAUCUCUUAAUAUUCCUAUUCUUCCUGGCCUAACUGACUCAGAAUUCAAAUCCAUAGAAUCUACUUACCGUUUCUCUUUCCCUCCUGACCUUCGUUCCAUUCUUCAAGAAGGUCUUCCUAUUGGGCCCCAUUUUCCAAACUGGCGUUCUUCCUCUCCACAGCAAAUCCAAAUUCUUUUAAAUCUUCCUAUCUUGAACCUUUCCAAGAAUAUUAGUCAAAACAAUUUCUGGGUUGAUUCUUGGGGUGAUAAACCAGAAGAUAGUAAUAAAGCAUUAGAUAUGGCAAAAAGGUUAUUCUUUGAUAAAGCACCUGUUCUUGUUCCUAUUUAUGGCAACUGUUAUAUUCCUUCUACGCCUAAUGACGCCGGAAACCCUGUUUUUUGCGUCGAUAAUGGAGGCGUACGUGUUUUGAGCUUUGAUCUUGCUAGGUUCUUUCAAGAAGUUGAAUUCUUGCAAAUUGGUGUUCAUUCUAUCAAACCAGUAAAUUUUCCAAGAAUUGAAAAGGUAGCCAUCAAUGUGCCGGUCUGGGCGGCCACAACUGCACGAAAGAUUGAUUUUUGGACAGAUGUGGCCGAAAAUGGGAGGAAGGUGGUGGCGCGUGAGGACACACAUGGGUGGUGGACUGGUGGGAAUUUGGAUUGUAGCUGGGAGAUGGGUGAUUGUUUAGAGGAGGUGUUUUGGAGGCUGAGAGAUGGAGGGUGGAAAGAGGAGGAGGUUAGAGAGAUGAUGAUGAUGGACGGUUGUGAUGAGGGGAUGAAGAAAGGUUGUGGGCCUAAGCUUGGGAAAGAAGAUGUGGUAUGGCACGUGAGAUUGAUGUCACUUGUGUUAUUGCGUGCGGGAUGGAGUAGGGAAGAUGUUGUGUACUCGCUUGAGCUUCAAGAUAAUGAGGAUACUAAUUCUAUUGGGAAAUGCUUUUUAGAUUUUCAACUUCCAAACAGUAGUUGUUCAAGACAGGAUGAUGAUCAUCAACAGAGCAGUAUCAAGCAGUUGAUGAACAUGCGAUCACUUGAAGUGUAAUGUGAUCCUCUCCGGCCCCACAUUACUGUGGUCCCACAAGUUUUGCCUUUUCUUUUUUUUCUCUUAUUACAGUAUAAUAUAAUAUACUAAUAUUUUUAUUUUUCUUUUCUAUGAUGAUUCAUUUUUCAUCCCAUGUUUAUUCAUUUCGUUAAACAUUGUAAAUACUAUAUUUUCUUUCUUUUGGCUUGUGAUUAAUUAUAUAUGAAAAAGAGUAUGGGAAUGGGAUGUGUUUAAUAGUAUAAAUAUACUGAUAUUUCCCGAAUGUAA